Puntigrus tetrazona (Sumatra barb) is the source of this 1146-nucleotide messenger RNA. RefSeq names its product formin-2. The record is from RefSeq and is a predicted model, not a curated record. NCBI's taxonomy places the organism in Eukaryota, Metazoa, Chordata, Actinopteri, Cypriniformes, Cyprinidae. Bases 284 to 691 code for a protein of 135 amino acids. The transcript has 3 exons.
AAUAUACAGAUUUUUCUGCUUGGUUUUUACAUUUUAUUUCAUAAAUACCGUUUUCUAAGUGAAACACAUGAAGGGCCUCGUUUAUGAAACACGAGUGGAAUCAGUUCAUAAGCUCCACUUUCUGUAUGAAUGAACUGAUUUCUUGUGUUUGGUGAAUGAGGCCCGGUGUGUGUGAGAGACUGUUUUCUGAAUGUGAGCGUUGUGUUUCCCAGCAUGCACUGCGGAGGUGGACAAGGUGUGCUCGGUCUCCACUGAGGAGCAUCUGCAGCCGUUCAAAGAAAAGAUGGAGGCGUUCGUGAGUGAAGCAAAAACAGAGCUGGAAAGUCAAGAGAAGCAACUCAAUGACACCCACAAAAUGUUCCUGGAGCUCUGCGUGUUCUUCUCGGUGAAGGCCAAGAGCGGAGAGAAAGAGGUUUCACCGAACACCUUCUUCACCGUCUGGCACGAGUUCUCCACAGACUUUAAAGACACUUGGAAGAAGGAGAACAAGCUCAUUCUGCAGGAGAGGUAUGUCAACACACACUUUCCUGGAGCGGAGUCAGGAAUGCUCCUCUUCAGAGAUACCCGUGAGACUGUAAUAUCAGAAAUAAAGCUUGUUCAUGUUUAUUCACUAAUAACACUGCUCUAUUUCACCAGUCGUUGCAUCACCAAGCGACGCUGCUGUUUUCAACGAGUUGAUGUGAUUCAGUAAGAAUCAGCAGAUCACAGAAGAAAGCGUUUCAUAUGAUUUGCUAUUUUUUAUUUUUUUUUAUUUACAUUUUCAUGAUCCAGCUCUCUAUGGAUCACCAUUAGGUGUCAAAAAUACCUUGACUAAUGAUCUACGAAGUUAUGUUACAGUAAAAAUAUUUCAAAAUCUUUUUUUUUCGAACUUUCGAACAUGACAGUUUCACUUAUUACUGAGCAGCUGAAGCAUGGAAAACCACUCGUUUUCUUCUUAAAGUAGAAGUUUGUGCGAGUAAAACCGCUCUGGAGUGAUUUAAUGCAGCUUCACCUCAGAUACCUGAGCAGACACAGGUGCAUCAUGGGACGCGGUCUGCUUCAGAGACUGAUGAGCAACGCUUUGUUCUGACACUGAGAAGUGGACUGAACGGCAUUCCUCGAAUUAGACGCUCUCGCACGCCAGUCAAUCUCCCAGAGUAAUCUCCC